Molecule: messenger RNA, 1369 nt
Organism: Chara braunii
Lineage: Eukaryota; Viridiplantae; Streptophyta; Charophyceae; Charales; Characeae
Source: the annotation of a GenBank genome assembly
GUGCUUCCAAACGUUGCUGUUCAAUGGCGAGGGGCGACGGCAGUGGCGUUGCAGCAGGUGGUGACAGUGGUGCAUCCGGAAGGAGGAGACCUCCUUCAGGAUCGACGGACAAAGGAAAGGCCAGUGCCACUGCCAGUGCUUCUGCAUCUGGGGUGACUGCAAAGGAUCCCACGCCCACGCCGGCGUCUGACCCUUCACUGUUCGUUCCUCAGGAUGAGACAAGGCAACAACAACUGCAGCGCACCCGGGACGUGUGGAAAUACGUUAUACAGGGUCAAGAAGCCCUGCUGAAGGGUCGAGGACAGUAUUGGCUGAAGUGCCGGCUAUGCACACAGAUUUGGAGGGGCACAAGCACAGGGGCAGUGGAACACUUUUUGAAGUUGUUGAAGCCUUGUCCCUUGAGGACAGGUGAGAUGGUGCACAAGCUCGUGGUCGCCGGUGCGAAGGUGGUGCCCAGCGACAAAAACACACAGUACCUCCUGAAGAACUAUAGGCAGUUGCAUGGCAUUGCGGAAGGGGGGGCGACUGCGACGGAGACUCAGGACGUGGAGCCACUCAUUUCCGGGUACGAGGAGCCGCAACCACCAACCACUGCGGGGAUGGCACCACCGAAAACAUCUUCCCGAACAGAGCUGGUCGCCGCUGUAAACGAGGGGCUUGCGGAAGGUUCAACGUCAAACACGAGGGUUGCAUCGUUGCAGCAGACAUCAAUCAGGAGAUGGGUGGACAAUGAUGCACAGAAGAAGCUGGAUAUUGCAUGGGCGGAUGCGAUGUUCUGUGCUGGCAUUGCGUUUAACUUCCUGAACGUUGACACGAUGCAGAAGCUCCACGAGGUUUACUUGGAAGUGGCGAAUGCACGACCGAAGGUCAAGCUGCCCUCGUACAAGCAUAUGAGGACGGUGAUGCUUGACUUCAUCUACUUGCGAAUUAAAAAGCAAGUGCAUCCUCUGACAGCUUGUUGGGAUGAAUCUGGCUGUACAUUCAUCACGGAUGGGUCAUCCGACCGUCGAGAGCGCCCUGUCAUGAACUUCUUGGCAGCGGGGGAAAAGGGUGCAGUUUUGGUGGCCACAGUGUCAAUGACGGCAAGGAAGAAGACAGCGCAGGCGUUGGCGAAGUUGUGGGAACAGAUCAUGAGGGAGAUAGGGGUGCGUCGCAUCAACGCAAUCUGCACUGACAAUGCCGAGGUGAACAAGAUGGCUGCUCAGAUUCUGGAACGCCGGACUGACAAAGACAUUGCAAGGAUUCCAUGGGUUCUUUGCACUGCGCAUUGUUGCAGCCUUUUGCUGCGAGACAUCAACAAGCUAGACUGGGUAUAGGGCACUGUCAAGAGAGGCCACAUGAUUGUUAAGUUUAUCCGGAACUACCACUC